UGCUGCCGACGAGGCCUCCCACCCAUCUCCCACCUGCUACACCAGCGGCCGCGGCCAUUGCCCAUCCAACCGAGCCUGCUCCUUCAACCAGCUCUUUGUGGUUGCGAUUUUAAUCAGCACUGGGUGGCCAACAAACAACAUUCCGUGACAUUUCCCGCAGGAGCAGAACGGGAUCGUCGCCUCUUACGUGCCCUGCCUUCGAUUUCUUUCACCGAUAAUGUGACAUCGAGGCACAGGGGCUGACUGUCCUGCUCAAGAGCGCGCCCGCCCGUCUUACUGCAGCACCUGCGAUGGCGGGCCGCAGAAAAUCAUCAGCCCUCAACGAGGCGCACGCGAACUCUGUGCAAAACAAUCCCUUUUCUAAUGAUGAGUACCACAACAGUGCUGACGAUAGUGAUGAAGACGUGAUCACUGACUACCUUGCAAUCACGGGCGCCUCAACGAGCUGUGACGGAGCCAUGGCUCACCAGACCUCAGGGCCGCUGGUGCCAAUCAUCAGCGUCACCCCACACUCUCCCGCAUCAAUGCAAUACCCUGUACUAGAUGACAAUAUUUACCAGCUGCACGCAAUUCAUGAGUGCAUUCAACAAAUGCGCGAGACAUCAGCGCAGGCCUUCAACCAGCAGAUGCUGCAGCUGAACCAGUACUCGCGAUUGAGUGUGUCGUGCCCAACUUUGAACGAUGGAACUGCGGAGGCCGACUUUACAACAUCGGUCAGUUCGUCUCCAACCCAGCAGGAGUCGGGCAGCCAGUUUGGCAGUGCACAUAAUACUCCACAAGGAUUACCUUCAUCUACCUUUAGAGUUAAUUUAGAGGAAAUUUUUACAAAGAGGAAUGGAGAAGAGCCCAAAAGGAGAAGGAGCUGGACAUCACUGAGUGAUGUUAACUUUAACAAAAAGAAAAUGGAAACUGAAAGGCAAAGGAGUAGUAUUAGUCUGAGCAGCAUGGACUCGGACCAGGAUGACCCGUUCUCAGAUCAACCGGAAGUAGAGGCUACAAACAGCACAAUGUAUUUGGUCAACAACAACAAUGGCACCAAACUUAUCAGGCCGACUGCAAACGCAAAAAAUCGACGCGCCAGUGGCACCUUGAGUCCUGUGAACUGCAACCUGUGGAAUCUUGGUGGCGCCUCCACUCACUCCCUUAAUGAGGAGGAUCUUCUCAAUGACUUCAACAAAAUUGUUGCUUCAAGAGAAGCAGAGAGGUUGUUGCCAGCCAGACUUCCACUGCAGAAAUCAGUUUCAACACCAUCAAUAAUUGCUGUCAGAGAUGUUGCAAAUGAAAAUGCAGCAGCUGCUACUGCAGAUGAAAAAACUGAGCCUCUGCAUGCUUCCAUUCUGAAUCCUACUGAUAAGCAUGAUAGUGGAGGAGUACAAAGGCCUAGCGGUACUGAGAGUGAAACAGAGGAGGACGUGCCGGGUGAUAUUAUAAUGGAUAUUGGGAGCAACAAAUUGUUUCCAUAUCCACUCAAACCUUCAACUUUUGAACUUCACGAAGGGAAGCAAAGAAAAAGAGGAAGCAUAUUCUUCAGAAAGAAAAAGGACAAGUCGAAAAAAACUGUGCAUCAAUGGGUGGCCGUUUCAUAUGGAUCACCACAUGGCUGUGACUGGUGCUCAAAAGUACUUACCAACAAACCAGCACUAUAUUGUGAAAGCUGUGCUGUGACAGUGCACCAAAAUUCAUGCAUGGACCAGAUUGGAGAAUGUACCAAGACCAAAACCACAAAAAGCAACCUUGCAAAGGUAGCCGGCGGUUUAGGUAGUCAUCUUCCAGGCACCAAGAUGCAAGGCAAGCGAAGCGUAGGCUCAACCCCACCACAAAACACCAACAGCCAAAUUAUUAAUGAGGAAAAGGAAGCAGACCACUUUCACAGACAUCAUCACGGACACCAUGAUAAUUUUUCUGAUGAGGCUCAGCUUCUUCACUUUGAGUUUUUAGAUGAAAGCCCAAUUACUGCGCAAGACUUAGAGACGGACCCAUUUCUUGGACUUCAUGAAGAUGAGCCUGACUCAUGGACACCGACUGUUGGGAAGGAGGUGACUAGGAAACUCAAAGAUAAGGAGAUUAAGAGACAGGAACACAUCUACGAGUUCAUCCUGACUGAAAAAACACACUGUUUGACUCUUCGAGUUAUGCAAAAGGUGUUUGUGGAGGGCCUGCAAAAGUAUUUCCAACUGGGCAACCUUGUCGACAGAAUGUUUCCACGUCUGCAAGAUUUAACAGAAAUCCACCUUUCCUUCCUCUACAAAUUGCGUGAAAGACAAAAGUCGAGCACUCCUGUCAUCGAGUCUAUUGCCGACAUUGUACUUGAACAGUUUUCAGGCGAGGAAGCUGCAAAGCUUAAAUCGGCUUACGGCGAGUUCUGCAGCAGGCAUAGAGACGCGGUUGACUUGUACAAGGACUGCCUGCACCAGGAUCAGCGAUUCGGAGAGUUUGUCAAGCAUUGCCAGACCAACCCAUUGUUAAAGAAGAAGGGGAUCCCUGAGUGUGUUCUUUUUGUCACACAAAGACUUACCAAGUACCCUCUUCUUAUUGAACCACUCAUCAAGACUGCCAAAGACAAUAAGCCUGAGCAAGAGAAGCUCUCUAGGGCACUAGCCUUGGUCAAAGAAAUACUAGUUGAAGUUGAUGCACAAGUAGCAGAAAAGGAGAAGGAAGACAGGAAGCUGGAGAUUUACAACAGGAUUGAUGCUAAAUCUUUUACAACUUAUAGAGGAAGCCAAAAAUUCAAAAAAUCGGACAUUCUCUCAGCAAACAGAAAAUUAAAGUUUGAAGGUUAUGCAACGCUGAUGCAAGGGAGGAACAAGAUGCAACUCGUGCUGGUUAUUGUUCUCUCUGAUGUCUUGUUCUUCCUGCUCGACAACAACAACAAGUACACAUUCUUCACGCCGGACAACAAGGCUGGCGUUGUCUCUCUGCAAAAACUACUGGUCCGUGAAAAGGCAGGCCAGGAGUCUCGAGGCAUUUAUUUGAUCUCAUCAAACCCUAACGACCCAGAAAUGUUUGAGCUAAAAGUGAUUAAGCCCAAAGAAAAGCUGGCAUGGAUCAACGCAAUCCGGCUAGCUGUCCAGCAGUGUCCGGAGGAGGACGAGGAGAAACCUGCACUUAGCAAUGAGGAGAAGCAAAAGCUGCUCCACACAAAACAAAUGCAGAUCCAGCAAAUUGUCGACAUCUGUAUAGGAUUUGAAGGCGUCCUGAGGCAGAAGGAUUUGGAACAAGCGCUUAUUCUUGAGGAAAAGAUGGCCUUGCAGUUGAAACUGUUGGCCGCUUCGGGUUUGGAAAACUUGCCCGAGCCUCCGACGUACAGUCAUAUCGUUGCAGAAGAUGCAGACACCAAUGCUUUAUGGAAAGAAGUGUUGACUGCUUUCCACGAGGUUAACCAAUUGGCAAGCACCCUGUAUGCGUCGGGCACCAACCUUUCUCGCAGCGUAAGCUCUGUGGGUGAGCACCAGAGCGAAGCUUACAUCUCGCCCACACUACCAAAACGGGCAGAAACAUUUGGAGGAUUUGACAAUGCCAACAAAGAGCAGUUGCAAGCAUUUUUAAAUAAGGCGUUUGGUAAAAAACAAAAUCAAAAAGAUCAGUACGAUGGAAGUUCAGCCUCCAUUCCGGAAGGAAAAGUUGCUCCUCAAGGACAAAAAACCCCAACUGAACGAAUGUUGUGGAAGAAUUUUCAUCUCUCGCCUGUCACGCCUGGGCUGACAAAUGCAAACCAACUACCAAGUGACGGUGUUUGUGAGAUGCCCCAACUGAUGCCUUUGAGUCAGGAGCAGCAAAUGGCUGCAGUCAGACUGUCCCAUUACCUGUACACACUUUUGAGCAUAAUUUCACAUCAAAUGACCACCAUAGAUAGCAUGCAAGCCAGCCUUUCAGCUUUCAAGCACACUCAGGAGGACAAAAAGCCUGUCUACAGACACAACCAGCAACUGGAGGAGUUGCGGAAUCUGCAGGACAAACUGACCCAAGAGCGAGAAGCGUGGAGUCGGGUCAAGGAGGCCGAAGAACGGGACCUGGAGGAGAGGCGGUCAGAGCUUACUAAACUGCAAGACCGACUCAACUCAGAACAAACCGACAUCAUACAACAGAGAGAAACUCUGCACCGCCGGCUGGAAAUGCUCACUAGCCAAGGCAUCCUUAUUAGCCCCAAUAUGCCUAUGGUUAUUGCAGCCAACUCUGAAGAACCAGAGUCACCUGGAAAUGCUUCAAAUCUUUCAAACGCCAGUACAGCUGCAGCUUCAACCCCUUCACCCCCUGCUGAGUCGAGGAGGAAAUUCGACAUCAAGUGGAAAUCGCAGUCGCAGGCACCAAGCAAUGGGAGCAAAAGCAACUUGCCGCUGAAUCUGAUUAGCGCCACCAAUAUGCAGAAGUCUGGACAGGGCAUGCAGGUCAAACAGCAGUUGCCGUUAAAACUGGCAAAAUUGGGUGGCAGCUCAAGUUCGAGCAGCACCUCUUUGCCCGCUCAUGGGCGUGAUGGAGUCCAGCAGAUGUUGCCCAUGAAGCUCAGUCAGGCCGAUGCAAAGCAGCCGACAACUUCGCCAGGGGGCUACCACAGGCUCAGCUCAAACAGCUUUGGCCCUGCCUCGGCAAGCCCCAAGGAGGCAGCCUCACAUUCUUCCAAUGCACCCACGCACGUCCGAACGGGCAGCAGUCCGGCGAUGAUGCAGGCGCACCAACCCGGCGUGCCAUCAGUGGCAGGCAGCACCUUGCCGUGGUCAAAUGCAGACAAGAACCCUACGCUACCAGCCAACUCGAAAACUACUCAAAAGUCUAAUGAAGAGGAGGUGAUUUACUUUUGAAUCUUCCAGCAGAUUUUGUCACUCACACAGGCCUAAUGUUUGUUCGUGGCUUUUAAUCUUAAUGUUAUUUUGCAAUUAUUAUACAAUCGUACACUAUUGUUUUGGUACACAUUCCAGUCUCUUUUGACAUUAUUCAAUAAUAUUUAUUUAAAAGUAUCUCUUCAAAUAGGAAGAACAUGUCUGUCUUAAUGAAAAAGAUUUUUAUACAUCUUCCUUGCAAUAAAAAAACCAUGCUCGUAGAAAUUCCUAUUGAAAGGCUAAAAGUGUAAUUUUAAUUAAAUGCAUAUAUAGAAAAUCUUGCAAUAAACGUGGAAAUGAAGCGAAAUGCAUAUGAGAUGGAUAAUAAUUAUGUACUUAAAUGACUCAAAUUAUGUUAUUGACAAUUCUUAAAGGCCAUCUCUUUCUCAAUACCAGCAUAUUCCGUUCAAAGUAAAUAGUGUUAGGUGUAACCUCACUGGAAAAGCGUAGGCAAAUAAGAAUUGUACAAUCUUUCCAUUUGAGUUGAUUAUAAUUAGAUGUACCAAGAUGUGCUACAUUUUGUCCACUGUUUUCAAACCACUUAAUUUACGAUUAUUUAAUUUAUAUUUUCCCUCAACACACUAAUAAUUAUGUAAUAAAAUCCAAUAAAAAUUACAAUUAUGGAGAUAU
Messenger RNA from Neocloeon triangulifer, 5444 nucleotides. Its product is annotated as rho guanine nucleotide exchange factor 18-like. Gene Ontology annotation, biological process: regulation of Rho protein signal transduction. NCBI's taxonomy places the organism in Eukaryota, Metazoa, Arthropoda, Insecta, Ephemeroptera, Baetidae. The record is from RefSeq and is a predicted model, not a curated record. The coding region runs from base 291 to 4796 and encodes 1501 amino acids. The transcript has 27 exons. Gene Ontology annotation, molecular function: guanyl-nucleotide exchange factor activity.